AGAAAGUGAUUGAUUUUUGCCAACAGGGAUGCCGGUUGACUGAAGAUGGCCUCGCCAACACUCUCGCUGGAAUCGCGCGCGAAUUCCAUCGGAUCCCUGGCCUCGCUGUCCCCGCUUACAGUGAGCGGCAGUUCCCCGCCUGCGAGCGACUCGGCGAUCUGCGACGUCGACAGCUGUGACCUUUGCCUCGACUUGCAAAAACUUGGAGAAGCACCCUGCCCGCGGUGCCGUUUAGGAGUCGUCAUUGGAGUCCGUUGUACCGGUUGCAAAUCAACCGAAUCCGACGCUGUAGCUCGUUGCUUCGACUGUGCGAAUUUCCUCUGUCCGAACUGCGUGAUGGCGCACCAAUUCAUGCACUGCUUCGAGGGCCAUCGCGUCCUAAAUUUGGGCGACUCGAAACUCGAAACGGUCACCACCACCAGCACCGCCAAUAACGAAAUCCCAAAGAACAAUCUCGUGAUCAGCAACGCGAACACCAACAGCGACAAAGUACCAUUAUGUCCACGACACAAACAGGAGUUGCUGAAGUAUUUCUGUCGCACUUGCACGGCGCUGGUUUGCAAAGAGUGCGGCAUCGCCGAUCAUCCGGGCCCGUUGCACGAAUGCGCGCACAUCUCCGAGAUAGGAACGCAGCAACUGGAAGCGAUGGGGCGAGUGGUUCAAGAGUGCAGAUCGAAAGCCGCGGACGUGAAAACCGCGGUGAAGGCGGCCGAUCACGGCGCGGCGCGGCUACAAGUACAAUACCAGAAAGCGCAGAACGAGAUCAACGAUACCUUUCAAUUUUAUCGAUCCAUGCUCGAGGAGCGUAAGCAGGAGCUGUUGAAGGAGCUCGAGUCAGUCUUCUCCACCAAGCAAAUAGCCCUGACCGUUUUAACGCAAAAGGCCAACGAGAUGGCGGACAAGAUGCUUCAGACCUGCGAAUUCGUCGAACGACUGACCAAGUACACUACCAUCACCGAGGUGCUGAUGGUAAAGAAGCUUCUCGACUCGAAGCUCCAAAUAUUGCUGAAUUACACGCCGGACUUCGGCGGCCACGUCGCCGAUCUCGAGUUCGUCAGCAACUAUCAGGCGAUUCAAGUGGGCGUGCGAAACACGUUCGGCUACGUUCGAAGCAACAACGAGAACAACGCGGGUCCGAUCGGUAAGCAACCGCCCAUCGCUCGGCCAACGACACUGUCGUCGAACAACGGUAACGGGGGCAGCAACGCCAACAAUGGGCCAGGCAGCGCCGGAUCCUUGGGAGGUCUUUUAUUGGACCGACCCUACAGCAACGGCCUGAUGUCGUCGGGGUCUUCGACCUGCACCGCGUCCUCGUCGCCGUCGUCGUUCGAGAGCAGCAGCACUGUCAUUACCAAGCGUUUCAGUUCGGCCAACAGUCUCGGCCCGUUCUCAACGACCAUCAGCGAUUUGAAUUUGAACGGUAUAAACGCGAACCCGUACGAGAAAUGGAGCAACGGGGGCAACGACGCCUAUCCGGUGGUUACCACGAACGAUCACUUCCCGAUGCCAGCGUCCGUCGCUGUCGCAGCGAACGCCGCGACCACCGAUUCCGUUCUCGACCUGACAUCGAAGCUCAUGUCCGCGGCGGUGAUAUUCCCGCCCAAGUCGCAGAUCAAGCGACAGAAGAUGAUCUAUCAUUGCAAGUUCGGCGAGUUCGGCGUGAUGGAGGGCCAGUUCACCGAGCCGUCGGGAGUGGCGGUGAACGCGCAGAACGACAUCAUCGUCGCCGACACGAACAACCAUCGGAUUCAGAUAUUCGACAAGGAGGGCCGAUUUAAAUUCCAAUUCGGCGAGUGCGGCAAACGGGACGGCCAGUUACUCUAUCCGAAUCGCGUGGCCGUUGUGAAGACGUCCGGCGACAUAAUCGUCACGGAACGUUCGCCGACCCAUCAAAUACAGAUAUACAACCAGUACGGCCAAUUCGUGCGUAAAUUCGGUGCGAACAUCCUUCAACAUCCGCGCGGCGUAACGGUGGACUCGAAGGGGCGCAUCGUCGUCGUCGAGUGCAAAGUGAUGCGCGUGAUCAUCUUCGAUCAGGCGGGCAUCGUUCUGCAGAAGUUCGGAUGCUCGAAGCACCUCGAGUUUCCAAACGGUGUUGUCGUGAACGACAAACAGGAGAUCUUCAUCAGCGACAAUCGCGCCCAUUGCGUGAAGGUGUUCAAUUACGAGGGCACCUACCUCCGUCAGAUCGGCGGCGAAGGGGUCACGAACUACCCGAUCGGGGUAGGGAUCAACGCCGUUGGCGAGAUACUGAUAGCAGACAAUCACAAUAAUUUCAAUCUGACGAUCUUCACCCAAGACGGCCAACUGGUUUCAGCUCUCGAGAGCAAGGUCAAGCACGCCCAGUGUUUCGACGUCGCUUUAAUGGACGACGGGUCGGUCGUGCUGGCCAGCAAAGAUUACAGGCUCUACAUUUAUCGUUACGUGCAAGUACCGCCGAUCGGCAUGUAGAGCAACGACAAGUCGCGACGCCGACAACGAUCGUCCAUCGUCGUUUUCAUCGUUGUCGUUGUCGUCGUUGUUAUUGUCGUAGCCGUUGCCGUUGCCGUUGCCGUUGCCGUUGCCGUUGCCAUCGUCACUGUUCCGACGGCCGCGAAACCAGGAUCUCAUACAUCUUUUUUUUAUUUAUACUUGCCUAUCUUCUUCUUCGUCCACUUAUCAUCACCACCGCUCGUGCUCACUUUACCUAUUCAUCUUCGCCCGGUUCCACCUCACUUCCGUUUUACGAAAUACGACCGAUCGCCAGGCGAAACAACAAAAUGCAAGCGUACGCGAGCGAAAACGCGACAGCUGUCGGAGUCCAGGAUGACAGCCCUUGUUUGUACGAACAUACAGACGCGCGUACGCGCGUGCUUACGUGCCACAUUCGAGAACGAACGUCUGCCACGCGGGUACGCGCGUUAGCGCUCCGACGAUCCUCUGAAUCCAUCCCGAGAAUUAUUCGAAGGGGACAUGGAGAAACAGAAAGGAAAGACGAACAGAAGACGAAAAAUAAAAAAAGAAACAAAAGACGGAAUGUGAAUUAUGAAAAAUAGAGAAGCAACGACGGGAAUAAUCAAGACGCUGAAGGCAAAUGAAAAAAAAAAAAAAAAAUGGCGCUUUGCGACACGCGCCCGCGUGCGCAAAUCUCACUCCGUAAGCGCGUACGCACGCGUGAUAUUUUGCCAAAUGAUCGUACGAAAAGGGAAAGAAAAAACGCAGACGAGUUUGGAAACGCAUCCCCCCCAUUUUGUUGCGUGCGCAAUGUGUACACUACACGCGCACGCGUGAAAAACGGAAGUUACAAGAGACGCGUAAGCGCAUUCACACAA
This is a messenger RNA of Frieseomelitta varia, 3311 nucleotides long. It is a transcript of the gene brat, whose product is annotated as brain tumor protein-like. The transcript has a single exon. The record is from RefSeq and is a predicted model, not a curated record. NCBI's taxonomy places the organism in Eukaryota, Metazoa, Arthropoda, Insecta, Hymenoptera, Apidae. Gene Ontology annotation, biological process: negative regulation of translation. Gene Ontology annotation, molecular function: protein binding; mRNA 3'-UTR binding; zinc ion binding. The coding region runs from base 46 to 2451 and encodes 801 amino acids.